AUGGCUAUCCGAGCUGCGCGGCCGUCGUCCGGCGUGGUGUACUGGGAGAAGCAGGGCGCGAACCGCAUGUGCGCCUUGCACUGCAUCAACUCGCUGCUGCAGGGUCCUGUGUACGACGAGACGGAAAUGUCAAAGAUCGGCUACGACUUUGACCGCAGAGAGCGCCAGUUGAUGGCUGAGGGCAUGGACCCUGCGGCAUACAAAGAAUUCUUCGACGAAGAGUCUGGAAAUGUCGCCCACGACGGCUUCUUCAAUGUCUCCGUCCUCAUGGAGUGCCUCCGCAAGCAGCAUGUCCAGUGUCUGUCCACCUCCAAGCCAGAGGUCCGAGCCGUCCUCGCCGACCCAAGCCGAGAGGAGGGAUUCAUCUUAAACUUGAACGAACACUGGUUCGCCAUCCGGAAGGUCGACGGCACCUGGUACAACUUGGACAGUCUGAAACCCAGCCCGGUGGCCAUGACGGCGGAGCAGUUGAAGAGUCUUUUAACGUCCCUCACUCUUCAAGGCUACGUCGCCUUCGUCGCCAGGAGAGAUGUCGGCUCCCUGCCUGCUCCCGAGCCGCAGCAAGUUCGCAUGAAUCAAUUUUACCUCACAAAACGCGAGAUGGAAGAGUUGCAGCGUCAGGCGAAAGAGAAAGAAGCACAGGAUGCAAAGGCAGCAUCAGCCUACGGAGACGACGGGGACUCCAAGAAAUCCUUCCUCGCCUGGGCGCCGCGAGGAAGGCGAGAGGAACACUCAUGGCCCUCAGAUGGAGGCUAUCGACUGGACGCUUCAGGACCGCGAAGAGAAGACAGCAGAGGCGCAAGCCCUCGUCCGAGCGCCGAGGCGACGUUGGACGGCCUCGAUGACGACCCCGAACUUCGGGAGGCUCUGCGGCUUUCGCUGGAGACGUACAAACAGGAAAUGCAGGCUCCCCCGGAAGAGCCUCCUGCAGAUGCCCAGAAUAUUUGCACGAUCGUCGUUCGGCUUAAAAACGGAGAAAAAGUGACGCGUCGAUUCCGGCAAACCGACACGAUGGAGCACGUUUUCCAGUGGGCGGAGUACGAGACCUCUCAGCGAGACGGCACAACUCUCGGCAGGUCCUGCGUUCUCGUGCAGACAGUUCCGAAGCGGAAGUUCUGCAAGUUGGGGGGGCAGAUUUGUCUCUGCGAAGGCGACACUGAGGGUAUUCCGAUCAAGGAUCGAGAGCUCGAGGAGCUGGGCUUCCAAAGACGCGAACAGCUGAUGAUGAUGCAUCUGUGAAAAUCAAACGCUUUUCUCUGCUUCACUCUGCAUGCAUGGUGGAGCUGUAACUUUACAUCCUCUUCUCUCUCUCUCUAUAUAUAUGUAUAUAUAUAUAUAUAUAUG
Molecule: messenger RNA, 1344 nt
Organism: Toxoplasma gondii ME49
Lineage: Eukaryota; Apicomplexa; Conoidasida; Eucoccidiorida; Sarcocystidae
Product: josephin protein
Exons: 9
Coding region: 1-1239 (412 amino acids)
Biological process (GO): protein deubiquitination
Cellular component (GO): nucleus
Molecular function (GO): cysteine-type deubiquitinase activity; protein binding
Source: RefSeq, a predicted model, not a curated record